CCUUUAUCCCCAAAUUCGUUGGAAGUUGGGGGUUUGCAGUGAAUGACUCAUGUAAUCGGUAAAAGAAGAAAAAGGAAAAGAAACGAAUGGCUUGGAAUCGUAUUGGGGUAUAAUCAGGUGAGAUGGGUGGUGAAAAGCGGAACAAGGUUGAGGGAUUUUUCUUAGGCACUUUGAUUCUGUGGUUAGGUUCUGUUGUGUUCCAGAUUGGGUUCAACAAACGCACCGAGCUUCUCUAUGUCAUCGCCGGUUCCUUCUUCUAUCAGAUUUCUAACUGUUUUAUCCGAUUCUUCUUCUCCACAGACCCUCUCUUCGUUAACACCUCCGUUUCUCUUCUCCACUCUACAAUCACCUCCGCUUCAGUGAUCUUCGUCUUGUUCAGACAGUGGUUAAGUAAUGGGUCGAGUGGAAUGUUUGAUCACUCACAGUUGGUUGAAGGUACUUGGCCAUGGGCAUUUCAAGCACUGUGCUUUUCAUGUGGUUACUUUGCAUAUGAUCAGUGGGAUAUGCUUCAUUACGGCUUAUAUAAUGGUUGGAUCCCUUCUAUCCUUGUGCAUCAUCUGGUUCUCCUUAUUUGCUUCACUCUUGCCUUGUAUCGAAAUGUCACCAUCAACUACCUUAUUCUCACUCUUAUCUGUGAGCUGCAUUCCAUCUUUCUGCAUGUGAGAAAAGUGAGACGAAUGGCCGGUUUUCGCAAUGCAAAGGGCAUUAUUGUUAAGUUGGAAUGGUUUCUUAAUUGGGUCACCUUCUUUGUGGCAAGGUGUGCAUCUCACAUUCUCAUCACAGCCAAGCUCAUCAGGGAUGCUGACAAAUUUGGAAAGGGUAUUGAGCUACCACUGGCUCUGGUUGGCAUGGCUGGGAUGAAUUUGCUGAACAUUGGUCUUGGCAUUGAUCUCUUCAAAGCUUUUAAGAGAGAGAGGAAGCCCCAGCAGGCUAAUCCUCAUCAACAUCGUGAAUGAUAGAAGAGAAUAGCAUAAUAAUACUCUGUAGUUAUCGUCUUUAUUGUACUACCACAAAGUUGUCCCUCCCCCUUCACCAAAAAAAAAAAAAAAAAAGACUCAAAAUGCAUGGGGAAUGAUGUGUAUUUGGUCCGGUUUCUUGUUUUUUAAAAAUACAACACAGAUUAUUUAUAAUCUCCGCUCCCCCAAUUAUUUUAAAGCAUCAAGAGCAAGCAUGUAACAGAUUAAUUUAGUCAUUUUCCAAGUUCUCCUUGAUUAUUCCAAACUGAAAUGUAAUGAGAAUUCAUUCUUAUGUAAUAAAUAAGGUGUAUUUGGA
Molecule: messenger RNA, 1272 nt
Organism: Gastrolobium bilobum
Lineage: Eukaryota; Viridiplantae; Streptophyta; Magnoliopsida; Fabales; Fabaceae
Exons: 3
Coding region: 123-956 (277 amino acids)
Biological process (GO): membrane assembly; phospholipid homeostasis; plasma membrane organization
Cellular component (GO): plasma membrane
Source: RefSeq, a predicted model, not a curated record